This is a messenger RNA of Hydractinia symbiolongicarpus, 1954 nucleotides long. RefSeq lists its product as uncharacterized. The record is from RefSeq and is a predicted model, not a curated record. NCBI's taxonomy places the organism in Eukaryota, Metazoa, Cnidaria, Hydrozoa, Anthoathecata, Hydractiniidae. Bases 1473 to 1913 code for a protein of 146 amino acids. The transcript has 6 exons.
UAAGAACGUCUUUCAAAAGACAUCUUUUAUACGUCUUUUGAAAGUAAAUAAAUGCGAAUCCUGUAGUAUACGCAUUUUAGAUGUCUUUUAGAAGAUCUUUAAAAGACGUCUUUUAAAAGACAUCUAAAAGUUAUCUAAAAUAUAUCUUUUAAAAGACGUCUUUCUCUUUUUGCUAUAAUGCAUCUAAAACGCGUCUUUUAAAAGACGUCUUUUCCUACUUCUAAAAGUGGUCUAAAAUGCGUCUUUUAAAAGACGUUCGAUUUUUUAUAUGGAAAAUUCGAUUUAAAAUAACGGGGGUGUUCGCAAACUUAGUUAGCAUGUUUAUUUUGUAGGAAAUCAAUUUUUCACGAAAUUGAAAGUGGUAAUUGUCACUUUUAAUUAUUUUUAAAUACUAAUGUAUUUUGGCGACCCUUCAUAAUACGUUUUUAUUUCAUUACGUCGUAAUUUUGUUUUCCUGCACCCCCUGACGGAUAUUCUUUGACACUUGACCAUUGGAACACUCAAUAAAAAUUGGCGGUAGUUUCAUGAAAGCAUCUGCGGGAUACCGGUCGUUUAAAAAGUAAGUAUUUUUGUUUUGUGAUUCUCGGAAUAGAGUACAGCGGUUUUUAGUACUAAGUCUAAAGGUCAAAUUCGUGUUCGGUUUCCCUGGACACAAAAAGUCGGUCCCGGCCAUCUUUUACAGAAAGAUGGCGAUAUGUAAACAAGCAAACCCAGCUAGCCAGCCAGUAGUCAAAAAAAAGGACAAAGACUGGAAAGAAAAUAUUAAAGAAAUCAAAUUUGUUUUCUGGUUUUGGUGUUUAAUGAAGGAACCGUUAUUUUUAUUCUAUAUGCUUUUAUUUUUAGACAAAAACUAUUUCUUUUAACCUUGAAAGAAAUUGAGAAAAUGUAUAUAUUUUGUUUUUGUUAUACACUGCUGAAGCUAGCUAAUUAGUUAUUAGGUAGCACCUAGCUAUAUAGGACGCUAGCUAACUUCAAGAUACUGUCACUUUGGGCAAUGAAUGAUUCCCGUCUCCGCAAAGAAAGGAGAUUGGUUAAUCAAAAAGUUGACGAGAUUUUAAACGGUGAAGAUAGUGAUCAACAUGACCUGUUAAGCAAUCCUUCUGACAAUGAAAAUGAUAGAUGUAUCAGUUGUGAUGACGAGCCUUUAGAUUCCUCAUUCUCAUCAAAUGAAAAUGAAAUUCUGUAUAACAGUCUGGAUACAGUGACCAAUCCAGAAUCAUUAAUUUUAUCUGACAUUUCACGAUGGGCAGCUAAAAGUGGAUGUUCCAGAGAGUGUUUAAAUCAACUUUUGUUUUGAUUUAUUUGUUAUUAUUUAUUAUUUGAUUGAUUUGUUCAACUAAUGUUUUAUUGAGUUUUUGGGUCAUUCUGAAGAUUAGUUUCCGAAUUUUUAUAGCUCUCAAAGUUCAUCAAAAAAACCAUCAUUAGACUCGUUACAAGAAACAUGCAAUCAGAUUCUGGAGAAUCAAAAGAAAAUGUGCAGGUACCUUGUUCGCCUGGAAAGGCGAAUAGAUGGUAUGGAAGGGCAAAACCAGGUACCAGUUGACAAAAGGCCUCUGGUUCAAAUUGACAACAGGGAAGAACUUGAGCUUUGUGAGGAACGUUUGGGAAAUCCUGAAGACUUCACGGCAAUGAAACAACAAAUAUCACAAAUUGGCGGGGUGGACUACAGAGAUGCUGUACGUCUCGCAAUGAAUAGGAUCUUCACCACUACAUUCAUGGCGCAAGCCAAUUUAAAAGGCAAGAAAGACAAAGUCCCGCUGGAAGGGAAAUUAAUUUAUAGAAUUAUAGUAGAAUCUGUCAACGAGCGUUUUAAAGAUGCGAACGAACAAGAGAUGAGACGCAUAAUUGGAACCAAACUUCGAAACGCUCCCAGUCAAAGGAUCAGGGACAUAAGGGGUACCUUAAAUGUAUAAAUUUCCAAAAAACAAAUAAAAAGCCCUUUCGACUUACCUCA